GAUUACAGCCAAGGUUUCAGAAUGGAAUGUUAAAGUUCAGUUCAGUCCUUAUGGCUCAAAGGUAGAAAACAAGAUUCUACUCAUUGUACUAGACAUCAAUCAGUAGACAUGAAAAUCGUUCUCUUGUCAAGUACCUCCAUUUCUUUAAAAGCAAAGCAGAGUUGUAAAUUUUUUGUUUCAAAGACUGACCUCAUCUAUUUACUCCUGUUUCCUUAUCAGCAAGUCAGAGACCAUUAUCAAGGUCAUACACGCAUACAACAGGAUUUUCUCUGGCAAACAAACCACAUCAAAUAUUAAGUGUUUCACAGUGUUCUUAGCAGAAGCUGGUUGGUCUGUUGGACACUCUUGCCGUCUUCUUUUCUCAUCAUCGGAACCUUUAAGAAUCCGGAACAGGUCAGAGCUUGAAUAAACAGGACAGAUUUGAAAUGGCCAAGAUGACAUUUGAUUGGUCAAACUUUACCCUCCAUCUGGAGGACUCUCUGACUGGGGCUAUGGGCCGCUAUCUUGACAACUGGCGUCGGAACACCUCUGAAGCUGAGCAGACACUGGAGAAAAUACUGGCAGAGGAGAACUUCAGAAACGUGAUCUGGUACCUGAUAGUGAUGAUUGGCAUGUUUGCCUUCAUCAUGGUGGCCAUCUUGGUGAGCACAGUCAAGUCCAAGAGGAGAGAGCACUCAGAUGACCCCUACCAUAAGUAUAUAGAGGAGGACUGGACGGCCAAAAUACAGCAAAGUAACGUCAUCACCAACCCCACAGCUACAGACCGCAUUUAGAUACAUCAAUACAACAGAUAGACAACAGAGAAACCCACAUGGUUCUCAGACACACAGAUAAACAUGCAGAGACCAAAACUAACUACACAUGCAUAACUGCCUUGAUUACUACAAUUGGUUGGUUGUGGAUGUACUUAACUUUGUAUCAGAAUAAAGUUGUCUAAUGAUG
This is a messenger RNA of Hypomesus transpacificus, 942 nucleotides long. RefSeq names its product potassium voltage-gated channel subfamily E member 2-like. Gene Ontology annotation, biological process: regulation of heart rate by cardiac conduction; potassium ion export across plasma membrane; negative regulation of delayed rectifier potassium channel activity. Gene Ontology annotation, cellular component: membrane. The transcript is spliced from 2 exons. NCBI's taxonomy places the organism in Eukaryota, Metazoa, Chordata, Actinopteri, Osmeriformes, Osmeridae. The record is from RefSeq and is a predicted model, not a curated record. Gene Ontology annotation, molecular function: voltage-gated potassium channel activity involved in ventricular cardiac muscle cell action potential repolarization; delayed rectifier potassium channel activity; transmembrane transporter binding. Bases 426 to 773 code for a protein of 115 amino acids.